AUGUUCAGAUCGCUGAGUACAAGGCAUGUUGUUAGGUUUGCCAAUACUCGAUGUGCGUGGCGGCCAAACUCAGUCAACUCUUGUCUUGUCAAAAGCUUCUCAUGUGGCAUUUGCCAACAUCAGAAAGAGACUGCUAUCGAUGGCGACUUAGAGAAUGGGAGAAAGUGGUCGACCCCGUUGGCCAAACAGCUCUUUGCUGCUAUCUCAACAACUGGACCUGUUCCAUUAGCGAGCUACAUGCGCAUGUGCUUGACUGGUGAUAUCGGUGGUUACUAUACUGGAGCCAUUGGCCAAGGCCGAGAUCAGUUCGGAACAAAGGGGGACUUUGUUACUUCACCUGAGAUCUCACAGAUCUUUGGUGAACUUAUUGGUGUAUGGUUCAUUGCUGAGUGGAUCAGUCAGGGUCGACCAAAACAGGGAGUUCAGAUCAUUGAGGUCGGGCCUGGUCGUGGUACCCUCAUGGAUGAUAUGCUUCGAACAAUCCAACGUUUUCCUGCUAUGGCUAACAGCAUUGAUGCUGUCUACAUGGUAGAAGCCAGUCGUGAGCUCCGAACUGCUCAGAAAGAACUUCUUUGCGGGCCUGAUGCCUUAUCAUCAGAAUCAAAGUCUGGCUUUCACAGUCCCAACAAGUACAAUGGCAAGCAAACCGUCUGGACCGAUACUAUCAAUCAAGCUAACAUCAUUAUGGAAUCUGACAAGAUGCCCUUUAUAAUCGCCCAUGAGUUCUUCGAUGCUCUACCCAUCCACAGUUUCCAGUCAGCUCCUGCUCCUCCCCCUCUACCAAAAUCUUCUUCGCCUACUUCAGCUCCCCAGCCACAAUCUGAAAACAGCAAGCUCACUAUGGAAUGGCGAGAAAUGAUGGUGUCACCGACGCCGCCGGGCGUCACUCAUGCCCAGCUCGGGACACCAAAGUCAGCGCAACAUGAGCCUCCCCCAGAGUUCCAGCUCACUCUCUCGUCUACCACUACCCGCCACUCUCGCUUCCUCCCCGAGACUUCCACUCGGUACCGCAAGCUCAAGAACAUACCCAAUUCAAACAUUGAGAUUUGUCCCGAUGCUUCUAUUUUCGCUACAGACUUUGCAACUCGCAUUGGCGGCUCCGAUCAACACCCCAAGCCUAAGCCUAGUGGUGCCGCUCUCAUCCUCGAUUACGGAACCUCGGACACUGUCCCCAUCAACUCCCUCCGAGGCAUCCGUCACCACAGGCGCGUGAAUCCCUUCACCGCCCCUGGCCUGGUUGAUCUGAGUGCUGACGUUGAUUUCACUGCCAUUGCAGAGGUGGCUAUGUCGGCGAGCGAGGGCGUUGAGGUUCACGGUCCUGUCAAUCAAGGCGACUUCCUCGAGGUGAUGGGUAUUCGCGAACGUGCUGAACAGCUGACCAAGGCUCCUGGUGUGGAAAAGGAUACCGUUGACAAGAUCGAUGGGGCUUGGAAACGUCUUGUUGACAAAGGUCCGGAUGGCAUGGGGAAGUUGUACAAGGCGUUGGCGAUAUUGCCUGAAAAUGAUGGUCGAAGGCGACCAGUUGGAUUUGGAGGCGAUGUUUUAGGUUAG
Fusarium coffeatum is the source of this 1551-nucleotide messenger RNA. RefSeq lists its product as uncharacterized. The record is from RefSeq and is a predicted model, not a curated record. Gene Ontology annotation, biological process: mitochondrial respiratory chain complex I assembly. Gene Ontology annotation, molecular function: protein-arginine omega-N symmetric methyltransferase activity. Lineage: Eukaryota; Fungi; Ascomycota; Sordariomycetes; Hypocreales; Nectriaceae. Gene Ontology annotation, cellular component: mitochondrion. The transcript has 4 exons. Bases 1 to 1551 code for a protein of 516 amino acids.